AUGCCAUUUUUAAUUAAUAAAUUUGGAUCAAAUUGGAAACCUAAUAAUCUACUAUUACUAGUAUGUCAUAAGAAAUUUUAGUUGUUUUAAAAAAUUAAUAAUACUAGUUUUAUUUUAAUUUUUAUUCAAGGUGUAUAGAUCUAAAUCAACACUUCGAGAUAAAUUUCGUGAAACACUUAAAAGUGGACCUGAUCUUAUAGAUUUUAUAAAUGAAACACCUGAAACAUUAAAACCAUAUAAUGGUAAAUUACGUCGAGCAAAGGGCGAGGAGGAGAGAUUGCGUUUACCACCUUGGCUUAAAACAAAAAUACCAACUGGUGAAAAUUUUUCAAAAAUAAAAGAACAGCUUCGAGACUUAAAUUUGCAUACUGUUUGUGAAGAAGCUCGUUGCCCAAAUAUUGGAGAAUGUUGGGGUGGUGGUAAACAUGGAACAGCCACAGCAACAAUCAUGGUAACUUUUAAAAGUGUUUUUAUUAACAUGUAUUAUUUUAAAUAAAUUAUAGUUAUUGGGUGACACUUGUACUAGAGGAUGCCGAUUUUGUUCAAUAAAAACAUCUCGAACUCCACCACCACCAGACCCCAAUGAACCAGUUAAUACGGCAAAAGCUAUUGCAUCAUGGGGACUUGAUUAUAUUGUAUUAACAUCAGUAGAUCGAGAUGGUGAGUAAAAACUGAGAGAAAAGUUUUAUUUCCUUAUUUAUAAGCAUAUAUAUAACACUCCAGGCGACGCAUUCAUUCAUUUAUUUUAUUUUUAUAUGUACAUUUAUACAUUUGUUUUUAGAUUUAAAUGAUGGUGGAUCUGCUCAUUUUGCUGAAACUGUAGUGGAGAUAAAAAAUCGGUUAGUUUAAUAGAUUAUUCAAAAAUGUUUAAAUUUUAAUAGUUUGCUAUUUUCACUACCGAUAUUUAUAUUGCACUAUUCAACUUUAUUUUACUUUUUAGCAAUCCUAAUAUCAUGAUUGAGUGCUUGGUACCAGAUUUUCGUGGUUCCACUGAUCAUGUUAAAACUAUUGUAGAUUCAGGUUUAGACGUUUUUGCUCAUAAUGUUGAAACCGUUGAAAAGUUAACUCCAUUUGUUAGAGAUAGAAGAGCAAAUUAUAGGUAAAUUAAUUUUUUUUUUUUUUAAAUAAUUUAUGAAAAUAAUCAAAUAUAUAUAUCUUAUAAGAUUACAAACUUGAUAUUUUUUCUAUUUAAAUUACAGACAAACAAUGGCAGUGUUAAGUAAAGCCAAAGAAUUUAAUCCACAACUUAUAACAAAAUCGUCCAUAAUGUUGGGUCUUGGAGAAACUGAUGAACAAAUUGAGCUUACUUUAAAAGGUAAUCACUUUACAAAAAUAUUAUUGCACAGGUUAUGUAUUUUUUUAUAUUAAAUAUUUAUUUUUAGAUUUAAAAGAAUCAUUAGUUGAUUGUGUUACACUUGGUCAAUACAUGCAACCUACUAAACGACAUUUAAAAGUAGUAGAAUAUGUCACUCCUGAGAAGUUUAAAUACUGGCAAGAAGUUGGCGAUAAGAUGGGUUUUUUGUAUACAGCUAGUGGUCCGCUUGUAAGAAGUUCAUACAAAGCUGGUGAAUUUUUUAUUGGCAAUGUACUAAAAAAACGUAAACAAGCAAAAGAAUCUAUAAAUAAUUUAAAUGAAAUAUAA
Messenger RNA from Cinara cedri, 1642 nucleotides. Lineage: Eukaryota; Metazoa; Arthropoda; Insecta; Hemiptera; Aphididae. The record is from the annotation of a GenBank genome assembly.